UCCAACGGUGCGGGAAUGUAAACGCGCUGCCAGGGAACACCUGACUUGUGUGACCUGACACCUCUCCAAGCCACGAUAACGGGGAGCCGUAGGUACUGGUAGGUGUUCUCUGGAGCCGUCCGCCCACUCAUGCAUUGUCAACAGCCGCAUGCAUUACCUCCUGGUUUUGAUUUCGUCAACUAGCGGCAAUAAUAGGCUGUCAUGAAUACCUGGAGGCCGGUGUUACGAGCGCUUUAGGACUUCCUGCUGUCGAAAUGAGCGGUCGUGAGGAGGGCAUGUUGAGGCGGCGAAUUCUGCAGCCGGCGGCGUCUGCUGUGCUGAGGGCCAACGCCUGCAGACGUCUUCCUAGGCGUCGCAAUUCAUGGAUGCGCGUGUUGAGUUGUAUCGUUCUACUUGUGUACGGCGCCUUCCCCGCUGCCAUUUACUUCUCUGGAUGGUUCAGAAGGUUCCUGAUCUUUGGUCAUUACCUAAACUGGCCACCCAUGAUGAACUUGACGGAUACGUACGCCUAUCAGCUCCCUUACUCGAGGUCCUUCUUCCUAGAGUCGGCUAAGGGUGUUAUGAUUGGGACUUGGCACGUUGUGCCGAAGAGCCAGUGGAAACGCUUUGGUGCCAAUGUUAAGCCGGAGUCCGAAUUUCAGGAUGACAGGCCAGUCAUCAUAUACUGCCAUGGUCAUGCAGAAACCCGUGCUACUGACUACCGAGUUCAGCUGUAUAAGAGACUUUCAGAGAGUGAAAUCGAUGCCCAUGUGGUGACGUUUGAUUACCGUGGCUUCGGAGACUCUACAAACAUUAUGCCCAACCGCAGUGGUGUACUUGAGGAUUCGCUGGCCGUCUACAGCUGGGUUAAAGAAAAGGUGCCCAAGUCGAGGAUUAUUGUCUGGGGCCACUCUUUGGGCACCGGUGUUGUGAUGCAGCUUGCAGAGAUCUUCACUGAGACAAAUGACAAUCCUGCCGGCAUCGUACUGGAAGCACCGUUUAACAGCCUCGUGGAAGCUGCCCUGCAAUGGCCCCUGGGACUGCCCUAUCGAUACUUGCCUCUGUUCAGAAGAAUGGCACAGCCACUCCAGCAUGAUGACACAAACUUUGAGUCAGAGCAAAAGGUUGGCAAGCUGAGUGCCCCUGUUCUGAUCAUGCAUUCCAAAGAUGAUCCUCUCGUACCCUAUUACCUUGGUCAGAAACUGCUUUCUCGCAUGCAAGCUCAAAGGCCAGCCCAUCUGCCAGCGCCAGUGUUUUAUGAGGUUGACAACAGUGUGGGACCAGGGCAUCGGCGAAUUUACAAGGACCCCAAGUUUCCAUUGAUUCAUCGUGCGAGAAUUUGUGCAUAUUGUAGGAGGACAGCAAGUCGGAAUGCAGCGUGACAAGCCUAGUUUAAGAAAUGAUGCGGUACCCACCCUUUCCCCAAACCUGCCUAAAUAUAUGGCGAAGAGUUUGCCUAAAGAACGAAAAAUAAGAAAUACUGCUUCAUCGGACUGCGUACCAGCAAAGAAGUGUCCUAGCGUCUUCGGACAAUCGCCAAUAUGACUCGACGAGCACUGAGGAUCUUGAAAGUGUCGCCGACGGCCCUGCCAAACAUUUUAUAUAUGAGCUGCGAUUACCAUCUGGGCAUUGGUCAUUGCAGUCAUUCUAAAGCCACGACUCCAUGUCAUAUCACAUCACACAACUGAGGAGGGGCCUCGGAAAAAUGAACGUGAAGAGGAAGCUGAAGGUGACUCUGAGGCACCCAUGGAUGCCGCUGAAGUGGUCGCAAACCAUGCAGACACACCGAGCAACGCAGCGAUGUUCGACUUGUCCACUAUAUUUAGGGAUAUGUGGCCAGAAAAUGCAUUCUGCCUUUGGCCUGUACACUUUGCAAAAAUGCUUGUAUCGUGUUUCGAGACAACACUGCAGCAAGAGAGCUGCCAAGUCAGGUGACUAGAGAUUGGAAUCUAGGGGGACAUCUAUAUCCAUCAGAGUAUCUGUACAACCAGGUGUUCUGUGGUACAACCUUGUACAGACUAUGGAAACCAAGUUGACACAUGUGUUUAGCACAGUUCGCCUGCAUUCGAAUGUGGUAGCCAGUCUUCUGCGAUCUGUAUGCAGUGAAGUCCCGAAAAUUGGCUGCAUUGAACAUUGCAAAGAGUGUCUCAGUGUGUAUACGUGUUUCAGAAUACUGCCUCAAAUGUAACACAAAUCCAGCAAUGAGAAAAUGGCAGUGCAUAAGUGCAGAUAUGUUUAGCAGCAAACAUUGUCACAAUCUAUUGCAGUUACUAACAUUGUCAAAGAUGCCACGCUUCCGCUAGAGCAUGCUUCUUCGUUUUGACUGCGUUAAGACGUGGUUCAAUGUUCUAGAAAAUAAAACUAUUUCGUUUCCAUUAAGCAUCUAAA
Molecule: messenger RNA, 2367 nt
Organism: Rhipicephalus microplus (southern cattle tick)
Lineage: Eukaryota; Metazoa; Arthropoda; Arachnida; Ixodida; Ixodidae
Product: lysophosphatidylserine lipase ABHD12
Biological process (GO): monoacylglycerol catabolic process; phosphatidylserine catabolic process
Cellular component (GO): endoplasmic reticulum membrane
Molecular function (GO): monoacylglycerol lipase activity; phosphatidylcholine lysophospholipase A1 activity
Source: RefSeq, a predicted model, not a curated record